Molecule: messenger RNA, 2091 nt
Organism: Symbiodinium pilosum
Lineage: Eukaryota; Dinophyceae; Suessiales; Symbiodiniaceae
Source: the annotation of a GenBank genome assembly
GUUGGGCUGAUCUACCCACCGCCAGAUAUCCGCGGAGUCAUUGACAAGACCGCGCAAUUCGUGGCAAAAUGCGGUGAGGGUUUCGAGCAGCGUGUGCUCCGCGAGCAGAACCACACUAAGUUCGCAUUCCUGCUGCCCAACAAUCCUUACAGGCCAUACUACGAACACAAGGUCAAGGAGUUCAAGACUGGUGUGGUGGAGGAGACAAAGCCAGAAGUUCCUCAGGCCAUCAUUGAUCAGAAGGCCAAGGAAGAUGCAAAGAGGCUCAAAAAGGAGCAACUGAAGGCCCUCACUAUGGGCGAAAAGAGAAAGAAGCAAGUGAAGCCGCCACCGCCUGACCAGUACGUAGUCAAUCAUCCCUACAUUGCACCCAUGGACACAGAUAUCAUCAAGUUGACGGCGCAGUUUGUUGCCCGCAACGGCCAGAAGUUUCUGAUUGGGCUGACGCAGCGAGAAAGCCGUAAUCCGCAGUUCGAUUUUCUCAAGCCAACACAUGCUCUCUUCGGCUACUUCACGUCUUUGGUGGAUGCUUACACGAAGUGCCUAAUGCCUAACAAAGACGAGGUAGAGAAGCUGAAGAAGUGCACUGGCAACCCCCAAGAGGUGAUUGACAAGGCUAUGGCGCGAUUUGCGUGGGACGAGCAGGAGGAAGCCAAUCGGGUGAGCCGAGAGGAAGAAGUGAAGGAGGAGAAGGAGCAGAUGGCACAAAUUGACUGGCACGAUUUUGUGGUAGUGGAGACGAUUGAGUUCACUGCAGAAGAUGAUACUUUGCAGCUUGCAGCACCAAUCGAUCCUUCGACCCAUGCUCCGAAAGGAGCGCCAGCACCUCUUGAGCAAGCAGGCACAAUGUUCGCAGAGGCGAAGAUUGAGAAGCCAGUAAAGGGUGUGGAGGAGGAAGUCAGGGAGGAGCCGGCUGUGGAUCUGGAAAAGGAGGAAAGGGAAAGGAGAGAGCGAGAAAUGGCAGAGCAACGGGAACGUGAAGAACGUGAAAGAGAAGAGCGGGAGAAGGAGGAAAGGGAAAGGCAGCAGAGGGAGGAAGAAGAAAUGGUCCCCGAGGAGGAGCCUCUGGACAUGGAGCCGGAGAUUCCUCUUCCCAUGCAGGAGCCCGAGAUGAAAGUGCGCAAGGACUACGUCCGACAGAAGAAGGGAAGCGCUCAGCGGUUGAUGCAGCGCUGUCCCAUCACAGGCCAGCUUAUCGCUGCAGAGGAGAUGUCCAACCACUUGAAGGUGCUCCUGCUGGAUCCAAAAUGGAAGCAUCAGAAGGAUGCCCUGGUGGAGCGUGCCAGGAAAGAGUCUGCCUUUGCAGAUGACGUGGAGGCAAACUUGGCGAGCUUCGUGGCUAAAAGGCCCGACUUGUUCGGUACGGUUGAGGAGGAGAUUCGAGAGGCGGCAGAGGCAGGUGCAGAAGCAGCAGCACGAGAUGCUGGUGCAGAUGCUGGUCCGGCGCAUACAAUGGUCCCCCCGACGGCCUACGAUGCAGGAACAGCUCAAAAGGCUCUGCCUUCAAAGCCCGGAGCUCCCGGUUCCUCGGCGCUGCCUGCUCCGUCGAUGCCUGCCCUCCCUGGUGGACAGCAGGGACCGAUUGCAGGCGUGUCCACGAUCAACGCUAGGUUGCCUCAGGCAUCACUUGUCAAUCAGCCGAUGCAGGGCGGAGCGCCACCUGGCAUUCGCCCGCCGGGAAUGUCAGCUGGCAGCGCAGGUCCUAUGGCGCUCGCUGACGAUGACGAAGAUGAUGAGCCAAACGCAAAAAGACCGCGACUGGACGACGGAAGCCUCCAAGCUGAAGAUACAUGGGUGGCAAAGUAUCCAGUGCCGAUACCGGUGAUCGUGCAGGUGAACCUUGGUGCUGAUGCGCUGGCUGCCGGUAUCCAGCCCGCCAUCCCCAUGGAAGUGUCUGUACGCAACAAGGUGCAGGAGUUAAAGGGUAUGCUGGUGUCGAAGGUGUCAGCUGCCGGAGUGGGCGUGGCAGACAUGAAGCUCAAGGCGUCCAACCCAGGCUAUAUCCUGAAGAAUGCACACACGCUCGCGUUCUACAACAUUGGGCCUGGAAGCAUCAUCGAACUCUCCAGAAAAACUCGCGGUGGCAAGUGA